Messenger RNA from Carica papaya (papaya), 1436 nucleotides. RefSeq names its product BTB/POZ domain protein TNFAIP protein. Lineage: Eukaryota; Viridiplantae; Streptophyta; Magnoliopsida; Brassicales; Caricaceae. The record is from RefSeq and is a predicted model, not a curated record.
CAUUUAUCCGUUCGCAGCUUCUUCAAAUAAACUCGCAUGGAGUAAACCCCAGAACCACCCGAACCUCUACCUUCUCCAAGAAUCAAUGGCCUGCUCCAUCUCCUUCAGAACAACGGCGUCUAAUGUCUCUCUUUUGAGAACUCAAAAACUCUACUCUUUUUCUUCAUUUCCGGUCUCGCUUUCACUCACUGUUCCAAGCGAUAAUCCUUGCUAUCAAGUUCAGCAUCUUCGCCUCGUUGCUGCAUCUGCUGGUCCUAAGUCGCAGACGGGCCCAACCUCACGGCAACGCUCGUCCUCGGCGGCAGCAAAUACGAAGAAGAAAAAGAAGAGGAAGGGAAAAACUGAUGGAGACUCUGUGGAGAAUUUUGAAUUUAAUGAUGUUGAGGUUGUUGAUGACUAUGGAGAAGAUGACGAGUUGUCUUCUUCUUCGUUGUCGAAUUCCAACUCCCGGUCUCUGUCAUCUUACCAUCAUCCUCCUCUCCCCAAACCCCCUGCUGGAUUCGUGGUAGAUGAUGCUGGCAGGGUGCUCAUGGCGUCUAACAAGCGAAUUGCCACCAUUGUUGAUUCUACCAAUAACAGCCCGCUGGAGUGCAUUAUAAGAAGAGUUUUUACAAGUUCAAGAGGGGAUGACUGCAUGCUACUUUGUCCUGUUGAUACUCCUGUUCAGAUAUUAAAGAGCACGAAUAUUGAAGGCUGGUCAGCUGUCAGUGACAAAGAAGUUGAAGCUAUUCUUCCAGCAGCUGCUUAUGCACUGGCAAAAAUACACAUGCAUCUAGUCCAUAGUGGAUUCUGUUACACUGCAAGGGGUGGAUUUUGCUACACAGAAGAUGACAUUUUUGAUUUCCGCUCAGAUGAUGGAGAAGAUGUAGAUGGCUUGCCAACUGAAGGCGUUGAAAUUACAUGCUUCCAUCUGGAUGGUGCGCAUUACAUGAUUUAUACACCUUCUGAUCCGCUUCUCUUCGUUGCUGUCAAGGAUCAAAAUGGGCUACUGCAAAUUGCUGAUGAUUUGGUUUUAUGUUUGGUAACAGGAUCUCCUAGACGACCCUGCUAUCAUAAGUGCCAUAGAUGAGGAGACUGAAUUCAAUGCCUUGGUGGAAGAAGAGGCUGCUCUUCUUGAGUCAUUGUUAGGAGAAAGAUGACAAGUCCUCCUACAUUCGGAUUGAUGGAGAAAAACAAAAAAAUCAGUAAUUGAUUUUAGCCUCGUGUACAUAAUAAAUUUUGAUUUUCGCUGUGAACUAGUUAAUAUAGAAUGUGCCUCAUCUUUGUUAACUAAAUUUUGCUUUUGCAUGACAAAUUAACUUGGGUAACCCUUUCUCUUCUUCACAUGGGUUGGCUGUGAUCAACCCUCAAAUUAAGCAGACGAGGUUACAAGUCUAGAAAGUAAGUCACUCUCAUGAAUCAAACAAGCUCACUCUGAAAUUUAUCAGAUUUUUACA